GCCGGAAGUGAGGUCAGAGGGGCGCCGGAAGCGCAGCGUGGGCCCUGAGCCGGCUGGGAGUGCGACCGGCCGGGGACGCGGCUGGUUCAAGCGGCCUCGGAGCGCGGCCGCGGGGGCCAUGUCCCGCCCCAGGGAGGACAUCCUGGGCGAGGAGAGCGGGGAGGACUGCCAUGUCAUGGACCUGAUGGGGUUCUCCGACGAGAUUCUUCUGCAUAUCCUAAGCUAUGUCCCUAGCACAGACCUCGUCCUCAAUGUCAAGAGAGCCUGCAGGAAGCUCGCGAUGCUUUGCCUUGAUAAGAGUCUAACCCACACCGUGGUGCUGCACAAGGACUAUCAGGUGAGCAAAGACAAAGUGAAGCAGCUACUGAAGGAGAUUGGGAAGGAGAUCCUCCAGCUGAACAUGGCUGGUUGUUACUGGCUGCCCAGCUCCACUAUUGACCAUGUGCUACGCUGCAAAAACCUGGUGAAACUGAACUUGUCUGGGUGCCACCUGACCUCCCUCCGCCUCUCCAAGAUGCUCUCUGUCCUCCAGAACCUGCGCUCACUGGCGAUUGACGUGAACCCUGGUUUUGAUGCCAGUCAGCUGAGCACUGAAUGCAAAGCCACGCUCAGCCGGGUCUUGGAGCUCAAGCAGACCCUGUACACGCCUUCAUAUGGUGUGGUCCCCUGCUGCACCAGCCUUGAGAAGCUGCUGCUCUAUUUCGAGAUCCUGGACCGAUCCCGAGAAGGGUUUAUUCUGUCUGGCCAGCUGAUGGUGGGUGAGAGCAACGUCCCCCAUUACCAGAACCUCCGUGUCUUCUAUGCUAGGCUGGCUCCUGGCUAUGUCAAUCAGGAGGUGGUGAGGCUGUACCUGGCAGUGUUAAGCGACAGGACUCCGGAGAACCUUCAUGUCUUCCUCAUUUCUGCUCCUGGCAGUUUUGCAGAGACUGGAGCCACCAAAAAUCUCUUGGACUCCAUGGCUCGAAAUGUUUGUCUAGAUGCCUUGCAACUGCCCAAAUCCUGGCUUAACGGCUUCAGCCUCCUACAGCACGUGAAGUUCAACAACCCUUUCUACUUCAGCUUCAGCCGCUGUACCCUCUCUGGUAGUUAUCUGGUUCAGAAAGUCAUUAAUGGUGGGAAGGACCUCAAAAGCUUGACCAGUCUGAAUCUCAGCGGCUGCAUUCACUGUCUGGCUCCGGACUCCUUUUUCCGCAAAGCAGAAGACGAUAUUGACAGCAGCAUCCUGGAAAGUCUGGUGGUGUCUUGCUGCAAUCUGAGACACCUGAACCUUUCUGCUGCUCACCAUCACAGCUCAGAGAACCUGGGCAAGCAUUUGUGCCAGCUCCUGGCACGACUGAAACGCCUGCUGUCUUUGGCACUGCCAGUGUGCUCCAUCACAGAUGGGACCGCAAAUGCGGACAAACCGCCCAUGCAGUCGGUGACUAAUAUGUUGCCCCAAGGGUUUGGGAAGAAAGCCCGUGUUGGGGUGCAGACUUACUCCAGGAGUGUGGAGCAGGGCCACACAAAGCCGCAGACCUCGGUGUUUUGGACUCUGCUGGAGAGCCUGCUGCUUUUGGAAAGCUUGGAACUGAUUGGGUCCAACUUCUCCUCUGCCAUGCCCCGGAAUGAGCCGGCCAUUCGGAACUCGCUCCCUGCCUGCAGCCGGGCUCGGCACGUGGGGGAUGCAGAGGUAGCUGCCAUUAGCCAGUUGACCUAUUUGCGAAACCUCACCUUAGCCCAGCUGCCCAACAUCCUCACUGGGUCUGGGCUCAUUAGGAUUGGAGCACAGUGCCAGCAUCUGCGGACGCUCUCCUUGGCCAACUUGGGCAUGAUGGGGAAGGUGGUCUAUCUGUCUGCCUUCAUGGACAUGCUGAAGUACUGCAAGCACUUAAGGGAUCUCAGGCUAGAGCAGCCAUACUUCAGCGCUAAUGCCCAGUUCUUCCAGGCAUUGAGUCAUUGUUCUUCUCUCCAGCGGCUGUGUAUCAUCUCCCGGAAUGGGACUCUGCAGUCUGAUGCAGUGAUGUCAUUCAUGGCCAGCUGCCUUGAGGUCAUCAUGUGCCACAUGUUUACGGGGGAAUCGCUUACAGCUUGCAAAAAUCUUCAGCAGUCGAUUGUGCGGAGUUUCCAGGCCGAGCGCCCGGCAUUAAAUGUCGUCAUUUUCCCUCUGCUCCAUGAGGACUUGACCGAAGUCAUCAGAGAUGUCCCCAUGAUGCACUUGGACGAAAUUACCUUGUUUAAAAGCAGAGUGGCUGAAGAGCCUCCGAACCUGUGGUGGUGACCCUGCCAUCACGUGCAGGACGGUGGGAGCGAACCUGUGAAAAAAGCUUCUUGUUGGCCUGCAUUGUCCCUUCCUGACCUCGAGGCCGCCUGCCUGGAUGCUGGACAGUCACUUUAACUCAGUGCAAUUGCAAAGCAAAAAAGAGCUUGGACUCUGUAUCGGGUAGUGCUUACACCUGAAAAUCCAGUCUUGAGGUCUCUGGAACCAUGUGGGUGUAUUUCCCUGCGGUUAAUAAUGAAUUCCUGUUACUUUGUGUUAGUUUAAGGUAAGCCACGCUAAUGUAACGGACUCCCUUUCCCUCCACCUCUCGUUGCCUGGUGCGUUUGUCUGUGUACUUUGGCAGUAUGCUCUGUUGUUUUCUUGGUGCCUGUCCUUUGCUUGAGUCUGUUAUUGGCAAGGAGGAGGACUGAUUUCAGGGGAGCAUUCAUGUCCCUUUAGUUAAAGUGGACCCCAAGGUGUAUUGUUGAGGUGAAAUGCAGCACCUCUCUUGCGCUGUGAAUGCAUACAUAGCCCCGUGUGCAGUGAAGUGUAUUUAGGCAUAUUUUCUGUUGAGAAAAGAAUCUGUUUUUAAUAACCAAUUAUGACUGUUCACGUUUUGCAGCCAUCGUUACAUUCUCCUUGCUCUUUGGUGUUCCGGUUGCUUGACCUUGGCGGCAGAAAUUCCUCGUUUUGUCUUGGAAAUCUGCUUUCUCAAACCCUGUGUUAGCAAGUGUCUGGCAUGGGCCCACCUAUCCUGAGGCCGUCACCGGAGCUUUAAACCCAGUGAAAAGGCUUUUCCACCAUGCAGCGGAGCUGCGGCUCUGGUGUUCCUACUCUGUCUCUACACGGUGUGCUGGAGUCCAUGCUGGCUUAGAGACCCUAUGAAGUAUUUUUCCAAGUGCCAUUUCAAUAGGCUCACUUGCUCCACUGAAUGUCAUUAGGAGUGUGUAAUGGCCUGCGUCACAUCUUCAUGUUGCCUUAUUUAUCCAGCACUUUCUGAAGCAGCAGACAGCUGUGCCAGAUGCCAAAAUGCACGUUCUUAUAGUCAGUUUUCCAGGUGGCAAUAGGAAAUCCUGCUCUGUGGAGAGUUCUGUGGUACAGGCUAUCCACCAGAGUUUCUUGAAUGCUUGGUGAUGAUGAGCUAAGCAGAUGUGCUGUGACAUCAUUCCUGGAAGGAAACCCAAUAUUUCUCCAGGUGGCAUCAUCAUUUCCUGGCCAGUAUUUCCCACACAGUACUGCCAUAGCUGCAUGUGCUGUCCAGUGCACAGCUGCUCCUGGGAAUCGUGUCAUCAUUUCAGAGGGAUAGAUUUGAAAGCAGACUUCAUCUUCAUGGAUCAAACCUCAGCUACUCUUUCCCUACUCUGAUUGCUGGGGAUCCUGGUUUUCUCUGAUUAAAAAAAAAAAAAAUCCAAAUUCCCUGAUUUAACCCCCUCCCCCUAUCCAUGUAUUUCCAUGAUUAAAACAAAAUGCUUUUGUCAAUCCAAAUAAUAUAUAAUGGCAUUUUGCUUUAAUCAUGGAAAAUGUGGAUUUUUUUUGCUAAGUCAGAGAAUUUUGGAUUUUUUUUUAUCGGAGAAAACCAGGAUCCCUGCUGAUUUGCCAGCAUCUGGCUAAAUAAGUCUGGAAGCUCCUGUUCUGCAUGUUAAAUCCUGGACCAGCCCCAGCUAAUACCUACAAGUAGGGCACAGUCGCAGAGCACUUCCAGACUUCUCUCAGCAGAAGCCUAACGGUGCAACUAUGCAUUACUAAAUGAACCUGUACGUGCAUGUUUGCAUUUCUCUUUAUGGGUAGGAGCUCCAGUCGGACAGUUUAGCCUUUCUGCAGACUUUUCCCUGUCCUUCCCUGGGGAAUGGGGAUUUAACAUCUUCCUUCCCCUCAAGCCCAGCUGCCCAGAGAAGGGGACCUAGUGUUAAGCCUCUGACCAUGCAUCUAAUAGAUGCUGUCAAGAGUUUGUGCCCUUGCUUCAAGCAGGUGUCCUGCAGCACAGCAUCAGCCAAGCUGCUAGCAGGGUGCUCCAGUGCUACAUAGGACUUUCGAACCGUCUCCGACUUGUGGUUUGGUUUUUGGUUAAGCAAGAGCAUGGAAAGGAGUAACUGCCCUUUUCGCCAAGUGCCCUACCACUGUUUAUUGUCUAGCACUCCCAGAACUCCCAGUUUUUCUACCCAUCCUGUAUCUAUCUCUUAUCUGUUUUGUGCCUUCUAAGGUAAGCUGCAGCAUCCCCUAACUCCCAGAUGGGGUAGACUUCUAGGAAGGGAUGUAAGCCACUGCCCUGUCAAGCUGAGGCCAUGUUAUCUCUGCACAGCUGCUGGCUUGCUUCCUUCCUGCUCAUGCAUUACUGGGGAGAGGCAAGGAGGGACUUUUGAAGCUCUGCCGAAGGAUGCUUUUCUACCUGUAUCCCCAUUGCCUGCAAUAUCAUUGCUGGAGAGGGAAUGCAAAGGGGUUAAAGGUAUGGAGCCAGCUCCACUUCAUGCAUAAAGGGAUGGAUCCCAUGCGCUAAUGAUGUCCUGCAUCAGCUUAUUGCUGGCACCUGAAUGUUUCCAAAAUAAACCCUUCCCCACCUCGACCCAGGAUCUCCCCUUCUGAUGUGCACUUGUGCAUCUAUGAGGGAUGGCUCCAUGAGCUCCAGUGCCGAGGGAGCCAGCAGCUCCUGUGUCCUUCUUGUUGGUGGCUUCAGUGGCACCUGCUGGAUCCUGUUCAGAUCUGGGGCAGCUGCUGAAAAGGGGUCAUUCGAGCGGAUUCAUGGGAGCAGGUCAUCAUUCCUAAUAGCAGCAGUGACGAUCCUAACUAGACCAGCAACAGGUAGGAAAGACGGUACCUCAAGAAGCAGUAAGGAGACCAAAAAAAAAAUCUCCCUUCCCCACUCCCCCAAACCUGUGGCCCUGUGCUCAGCAUCCCCUCUACAAAUCCUCUUACUGCAAGUGAGAAUUUCCGCUGCUUGUGCACUCCAGGCAGGAUUCACCAGAUGUUAAUAAUGUGCUUAUUUUCUCUAAGUGCUAUUUUGGCAUCGGUGUUAAUUACAAUUUAUAUUCUGCAACAUUUACACUGGGAAAAGAACCCACCCUAAUAGUCCCCAAUUGGCAGAGCUGGGCUAUUAAACAUAGCACCAUAUGCUCUGUACAGAGGAGUAUAUGGGGCUCGCAGCCGUGUCAGCGCAGAGGUUCCAACGUGCCACGUUGGGGAGGAGAGAAUAGAGGGACUGGGUUUUUUUUUCCUGUGUUUUAUUUAUUUAUCCCCCACUCCACCCCUCUUGUUCCUGGUUCUUAUUUAAUACCAAGUUCUGUCUCUCCUUUCCCCAUCCCCUGCAGCCCUUCCCUGCCCUCUGGGAGUGUCUGGAUGAGAUAUGAGCCCACUAACACCAUUUUCUUUAGAUACCUCUAUGCCCACAUGCGCUAAGGAAGUGGCAGAAGUGGAAAUAAGGAGUUGUUUGUAACCUCACUUGUGCCAGAGCGGGUGUAGCAAAGGGGCUCCAAAGUCCAGCAGCCCUGCACGCUCCAGCCGUCAGAGGUGACUUGGUUUGUGUGUGAGAGCGAGAGAGAUUGUGCUAGUGCUUGGGUCAGUGAGCUUGGAAAGGUGCCUACUGGGGGACGCGAACCUGCACGGGGCUUCUCCUCCCUUUUGGGCUUUCCUUAGCUGUCGUCAUGCCCCCUAGCACCAGCCCUGAUGGGGUGCUGUGAUGCCAUCACCCUCCACAUAGCCAGGUUCCCAGUGCUCCGAGAGACUCAGCUGUCGUCCUGUAGACUGGCACCUGAGGAGGAGAUGAAAGGGAAGGUGAGAGAGCGCGGGUCAGUGGUCAGACUGCGGGGCCACUGGCUUCUUGUGCGACUUGGGGCAAGUGUUUCAGUCCUGCACCUCGCUUUGCCCUGUAUGUAAAAUAGGGGUGCAUGUUCAUCAGCCCAGGGCAGGGUGCUGGAAAGCCGGAUCUGCCUGAGAGCAGCAGCUAGGGUAGAGUCCUGGGGGGUGAUGGGAGCAGGGCUCAGUUGCUCAGCCUGGCCUGGCAGGGAGGGAGGGCACUGCCACUGCCUGCUGCCGUCCGCAUGGAAAUUCGUCUUUCUUGGGAGGGAAGGAGAGAGAUGCAAAACACUAAGGGCCUUAGGGAGCAUCCCAGGCAGGGGCUGUUCAUCUUCCCCUCCUGGGAUGUGUCCCGCUAACAGCAGGCUGUCCCUGAGCAGGGCCGGGGGAAUCCUCCCCUCGCUCUCCCGGUCCAAGGUGGGAGGGCUGGGAGUCCUGGGAGUCCUUCGUAGGAGGUCAGGUACCAGUGCUCUCCCCUCCUAUUCUGCCCACUUCCACCUCCUCCUGGAUCCAGCCGCCUCCGUAACUCUCGCACUGCGGUAUCCCCGCUGCACAAACAUCCUAGUCACUUAGCAAAAAUGAGUGUCCCAGACAGCACAGCAGGUUUGUCUGAUCUGCUUACGGGCGUCUCAGCCCACUACAUGCUGAUCCUGGCUGAUGCCCUGUCCAGACAAAGCUUUUCCCCCCUGCCUGGAGAAGUAUAAACCCACAGAGAAGGAAGCGUUACAAGCGGUGCUGAGCUACUGCAGAGGAAAAUCUCUCUCUCUCUCUUUGCAGGGUCUCCUCCCCGUUCGAUCGGAGGCACAGGCAGCCGGGGCACUCUAGCAGGAGAAUCAUUUCCAUAGAAACCAAUCAGGAGGUUGUACGGGGAAUAAUGAUUAAUAGCGAAGGGAUGUUGCCUCGGGCCCUUUUCAUUUUUUAGGGGGCAGCGAGGGACACCGCAGCACGGAGCAGAGCACAGGUAGGGGGACACAUAGCCUUUCCAACUAAUGAAAACCAGCUCUUCCAUUAAUUUCCAGGCCAGCUCCCUCUGCCCGCCCCCGACGGCUGCUUUCCAGCUUUCUUUGAAUGUUCAAAAUGGCCAACCUGGUUAGAAAUAAUAAUAAUAAAAAUGGAUGGAUGGGGCCUGACUAUUAACAUUGUUGCUGUUAGCAGCAGGAUUUCAGCCAUAAAACAUGAAGCAAGGGAGACAUUGACCUUUCUGCUGUUUGAAAUGAAUGGAGACAUCGAUAUCUAUUGUUUCCAGUGGCAUUGACCUCUGACACCCUCGUUUCUCCCACCCUCUCCCUUUUUUUUUUUUAUUUCCCCCUGACACUGGAGGAAAGGGGUCAGUUGGCAGCAUCUAUUGAUCCCGUUCGUUCUCGGUGAUAGGGAAAUAAUUAGGAUUUUGAAAGUCCUACCAUGCGCCAGCCAAAACUGUAUCUACGCCCCGUGGAAAUUCAAAGCUCCCAGAUCAGAGGGAAGAUGGAUCAGUAUAGGUUUAAUUGCUAUGUUGUUUUUUCUAUUUAUUUAUUUUUAUUUUAGCUUUUAAACUGGUAAGUGUGUGGUGGGGUUUUUUUUAUGUGAGUACCCUUGGAGUUGGGAUGCCUGGUGCCUUGUUUUAUUUAUUUAUUUUUGUAAGUCGCCCCUCCUGUGUGAACUUCAUCUCUGCACUGAGAAUGCAAAAUCAGGCAUGGCUAAUUAGCUGUAUGACAAUUAAGUAAUGUAGCACAAAACCAUUAGGACACUGGAUGCGUUUUUGAAGUUUGUCCUUUGAAGUGGAAGCUGCAACUCCCUGCCCAAGGCUGCUGAGGAAACGUUUGUCUAUCAAAACUUUCUUUGAAAAUAAAUGCCAGCAUGAGAGUCCCUGUCCCUCUCCCUUCUAUAUAAACAGGAGAUGAAUUGUCCCCCCCACCACUUGUAAAAACUACUGGCAUUGAGAAGAAUAGCGAUUGCCAAAAAAAAAAAGAGGCAUUAAAGGGCCAGUUGGUCUCUGCAUACUCCUCUCUUGGUAUAUAACUGCUACCAAAGCCAUUCUAGGCUGUCGAAUCGUGUUGAUACGGAAGAGAACAUAUACAAGUUCCACCCGUUACGGGAUGAUUGGAGAAAAUGGCUCUCCAAAUCUCAAGGUGUGACCCUGUAAUGGGCUAAAUGACACCAGGAACUCAUGCCACCUGUUUGCAAAUGACUGACAAACUCCUCAAUUUUUAACAGCCCCAUCUGUGCCCUUGUUUUACACUUGUGUUUACAGCUGGCUGUUUGUCGCUAGUCACGAACCACCUGGUUGGGAUGUGCAACUCGUGUACAUUUGUGGCAUGUAAAAAUUCAAAUAAAGAGUGAAACUGAUUUUAAAACCA
Molecule: messenger RNA, 8358 nt
Organism: Alligator mississippiensis (American alligator)
Lineage: Eukaryota; Metazoa; Chordata; Crocodylia; Alligatoridae
Gene: FBXL18
Product: F-box and leucine rich repeat protein 18
Exons: 5
Coding region: 119-2257 (712 amino acids)
Biological process (GO): SCF-dependent proteasomal ubiquitin-dependent protein catabolic process
Cellular component (GO): SCF ubiquitin ligase complex
Molecular function (GO): protein binding
Source: RefSeq, a predicted model, not a curated record